Messenger RNA from Corylus avellana, 2591 nucleotides. RefSeq names its product protease Do-like 9. The record is from RefSeq and is a predicted model, not a curated record. Gene Ontology annotation, biological process: proteolysis. Gene Ontology annotation, molecular function: serine-type endopeptidase activity; protein binding. NCBI's taxonomy places the organism in Eukaryota, Viridiplantae, Streptophyta, Magnoliopsida, Fagales, Betulaceae.
AAGCACGAAACAUGUCGAGCGAGGUCUUCGUUGUUGCUGGAGAGGUUUCCUUUCCCUUCCCUCCGUCUGCAACUCUUUUGCUUCAAACCUAAGCGUUUCUUUCGAUUUCACAGCCCUCGCCACCAAACCAACCAAAUGGGCCGCGAGUCCAAGAAACGGAAACGGGGCCGAAAGCCUAAGAUCCCCUCCGCGGAAACCGUAGAUCUGCCCACCACCUCCACCACCGCAUUAAACGACGUCGCAUUCGACGACGUCUUCUCCGUCACCAACGUCGAGCUAAUCGACUCCCCCGCAUCCGCCGCCGGGACCGCUAACCGCAGAGGCCGCCCGAGUAAGCCGCGGCGGGCCACACCGGAGAGGGCCUUCGACAACGGGGACUUCGUGGAAGUGGCGGUGGGGCCAUUGGAGGUCUCCGGGGCGGCGGUGAGGGUGGUGCCGGCUAUGGACGCGGUGGUGAAGGUGUUCUGCGUGCACACAGAGCCCAACUUCUCGCUACCGUGGCAGCGAAAGAGGCAGUACAGCUCCAGCAGCAGCGGCUUCGUGAUUGCAGGGCGGAGGGUGCUCACCAACGCGCAUUCCGUCGAGCAUUACACGCAGGUCAAGCUCAAGAAGCGCGGCUCCGACAUCAAGUACCUCGCCACCGUGCUCGCUAUCGGCACCGAAUGCGAUAUCGCAAUGCUGGCAGUCGAGAAUGAUGAGUUUUGGGAAGGGGUGUCACCUGUGGAAUUUGGGGAUUUACCUGCUCUUCAAGAUGCUGUGACUGUUGUGGGUUACCCAAUUGGAGGAGACACGAUUUCUGUGACAAGUGGUGUUGUUUCGCGAAUAGAGAUCCUAUCUUAUAUUCAUGGUUCCACUGAGCUUCUGGGUUUGCAGAUAGAUGCUGCAAUAAACUCUGGGAAUUCUGGUGGGCCUGCUUUUAAUGAUAAAGGGAAUUGUGUGGGAAUUGCAUUUCAGUCCCUUAAACAUGAAGAUGUGGAGAAUAUAGGUUAUGUGAUACCAACACCAGUCAUCAUGCACUUCAUCCAGGAUUAUGAGAAGAACGGGGCAUAUACAGGAUUCCCAAUUCUUGGGGUUGAGUGGCAGAAGAUGGAAAAUCCUGAUUUGCGGAAGUCAAUGGGUAUGAAACCUGAUCAAAAGGGUGUUCGAAUUAGAAGAAUUGAUCUCACUGCCCCAGAAUCUAAGGUUUUGGAGCCAUCAGAUAUUAUUCUCAGCUUUGAUGGGGUUGAUAUUGCGAAUGAUGGGACAGUUCCUUUUCGGCAUGGGGAGCGCAUAGGUUUUAGUUACCUCGUCUCCCAGAAGUAUACUGGGGAUAAUGCAGCCAUUAAAGUACUUCGCAAUUAUGAAAUUCUCAACUUCGACAUCAAACUUGCAACUCACAAAAGGCUCAUUCCAGCCCACAUCAAAGGCAGACCUCCCUCAUAUUAUAUUAUUGCCGGAUUUGUUUUUACAACUGUAUCUGUUCCAUACCUGCGCUCUGAGUAUGGAAAGGAUUAUGAAUAUGAAGCUCCAGUCAAGCUUUUAGAUAAACUGGUGCAUUCAAUGCCACAAUCACCAGACGAGCAGCUUGUUGUGGUUUCACAGGUGCUUGUCGCUGAUAUCAACAUUGGGUACGAGGAGAUUGUAAACACCCAGGUUAUUGCUUUCAAUGAUAAGCCUGUGAAGAAUCUCAAGAGCUUGGCCACCAUGGUAGAGAGCUGUGAAGAAGAAUUUUUGAAAUUUGAUUUAGACUAUCAACAGAUAGUGGUCCUUCGGACAAACACUGCGAAAGCAGCUACUCUACAUAUUCUUGCAACUCACUGCAUACCAUCAGCAAUAUCUGAUGAUCUAAAGUCUUGAGGUUGGAUCAUUGGUACAUGGCAAUGCUAAUUUUCUUAGACUGCACUGCUUCUGUUUUUCCUUUCUGCAACUUGUGGAGAAGAAUAUGUUAGAUUCUGAAGGGCGGACUUUCUAACCAUAUAUUUAUAGUUUCCUAGACAUUGUUUGCCCUUGUGAGACUCUGGAGAACGGUUAGGACUUAGGUGCAGGUACCUUACUGGGGAUUGAUAGUUUUCUGUUCUUUGCAAGUAAUGGAGGAAACCCUACAGGCAUUAGGAUUGAGGUGGUGGUCCUUAAUAUCAUCUUCCUAUCUUCCCCUAUAAAUUUUGGAGAGAUACGUGAGGCAUAUAGUUUUGUAAUAGCCCCCAUACAGCAUUUGGAUGUGAAUGGAACCUAAUUUGCAGAAAUUCAUAUUUAGAAAAAAGAAAGAAAGUGAAAUACCAACUUUUUAGAGGGCUUGGGAGGGUUGUGCACCAAACAAUUACAAAAGGGGGAACUUUGAAUAAUUUUAGCAUCCAGAUAGUGGCAUGUAGAACAUGUCACCCUUAAUUUUAUUAACAGUAAUCUCUAUACCUGUGAUUAGUUGGAAGACUGAAUUAAUGCUAUCAUGUGAUCAUGGAUUUGCUGAAGUACUUGUGAUCAGAAAUGAUAUUUAUAGGGUCAGCUCUCCUGCUGUUUGGUUCACCAAUUUCAUCAUCUUUCAACAUGUAGAAAGUAUUUGCAUUUUAGUUAUCUGUACAAAACACAAACUUUAAUGGCCAUGUCUUUUAGCCAAA